AAGUACGAGGUAAUUUAUUCUACAAAUUAAGAUAAUUGUAUAAUUAAAGGAUGAAGGUGAGGUGAGGCUGUGUAGACUGCGUAGACAAAUUCUUCGCGGUGAUUGGCGUUUCUGAAGUCACGUGGGCAAUGGCAUUUUUUAUCAGCAAUUACUGACGCACCUUUAUCCUUCAGUAAGACUACGAAAAAAACAUCUAUUUGUUUCAGUCAAAGAACUGGGAUCUCUCAGAGAUAUAACUGGAGUUGAACCCAAAGUGGUUUCACCGUGGUUGUUGUGAAAAAAUUGACUGCGAAUUGUCUGAAGAAGGAGAGAAAUAUUAAUGAGUACUCUUCACACCAUGGUUUAAAAGUUGCUUAAUGAAACAGAUCUCAGAAUAAAGACUUCUGUUAUCGGGUUUAGAGGAAGUGUAGCAUUCGGAAGAUGAAUGAUACCACACUUUCCAUUAGGAAGUCUGCAAAAGUAUGUUAUCUCAUCACCAUUUUUAAUCAGAUUGUUGUAAGCCGAUCCUCGAGAAACCGCUUUUGAACACUUAGUCAGGCAGCGAAAUAGUACGACACUUCACCUUAAAUGGAACUUGCGUAGUAAACCAAUCCAGAAAAGGAGCAUGGUUUCUCGACUGGCCGGGUAAUAACGACUAAAGAGCUCUUUAUACUUCAAACUAGUGCGGAUUAGCGGCUGCCGCCAAACAGCUUUAUUCAUCUACGAACAGAAUCCAGCAAUUUCAAGUAAACCAAAAAUUAAUUAAAUAAGGUCACUCCAAAAAAAUCGUUUAUUAAAAAAAAACGAAAAACAAAUAAGGGAACUGACAAAGAUAACUCCCUUCAAUGGUGGUUGAACCAAAAUGGCGCUAUCAGAUACAGAUAUCAUUUUCACAUGCAUCUAUGGUCUUUUAAUAGCCGCGGAUCUAGUCGGAAACACCAUAGUAUGUUGGAUUGUCAAGCGCUUCAAUUCCAUGAAGACGCCGAUGAACUAUCUCUUAGUAAACCUUGCUAUCAGUGACAUUGUGCUAGGAAUCUUCCAAAUCCCUCGUCAUCUUAUGUACGCAUUUUAUGAUCAUCCAGAUGGAAUUGCAGGAGAUUUGCUGUGCAAGUUCUUUAGUUAUGGCAAUCUCUCCUGGGUGGGGUCGGGGGCUGGUAUAUUCACCCUAUUAACGAUAGCCUGGGAGAGGUAUAACGCUAUUAUGAAGCCUCUUUCGCGAUUCUCUCUAAAACAUGUCAAAAUUGCUAUUGUGUUGAGUUGGGUUUUUGGCGUCCUGAUAACUUUUUACGAGACUUUAGUAUUAGUCUAUAGCACAAAGAUCAAAUCUUGUGAAUAUAAAUGGAACAUCGAAUCAGGUGGAAAAAUUGAUUCUGUGGUAUGGUUAACAGCCGGGUCCCUUCUUCCUUCGACUUUUAUGAUAGUACUAUACGGUGUGGUGAUCAAAACUCUUUGGUGCUCAAAGAACAAAGCAAAUGAUGUGGCCCAGCGCUCGCUUCUGAAGUCACGCAAGAGAGUCACGAAAUCUGUCAUAACUGUCACAGCCAUUCUGUUCGUUUGUUGGACGCCGAAUUUAUCUUACUAUGUUGCAAACGCGUACAAGCCAAUCAACUCUUCAACAGCUGCCUCACUAGUUAACAACGUGCCCAUUCUGUAUAACACCAGUAGGGCCUUGAUUUUACUUAAUUCUACGGUUAAUCCAUUUGUUUAUGCGAUUCAGGAUGUAAGGUUCCGACGAUGUAUGAAGCGUAUUGUAUCUUGUUCGACUAGAGUAGAAAUUACUCCAGCUUCUCAGAGCAUGGCCACUCCGCACAAAAGGGACAAUAGAUGAACUGGCAAUCUAUGUAAAGAAGAUAAGAAUAAGUAGCCGAGAGAGAAAAAAGAAUACCGACGUAAUAUAGAUGAAAGCCGAAAAGUGUUAGUCAGCAUCAGAGAAGUUAUAUAACUCAUCUGAUAAAAAAUCUGAUUAGAAUAUUGACUUAUAUGAGUAAUGAACAUUUGUUUCAAAAUAUGGCGUAUUUAUUAAUAUAUAGAUAAAAGUGUUUGACUUCCAAUGAUAUUCGUUUAACUAUAUGUGAAAACACUCUCUAAGGUACUAAAAUAUUUGACUGUUGGUGGAUUAUACAGU
Messenger RNA from Actinia tenebrosa (Australian red waratah sea anemone), 2104 nucleotides. RefSeq names its product tachykinin-like peptides receptor 86C. Gene Ontology annotation, molecular function: G protein-coupled receptor activity. Gene Ontology annotation, cellular component: plasma membrane. The record is from RefSeq and is a predicted model, not a curated record. NCBI's taxonomy places the organism in Eukaryota, Metazoa, Cnidaria, Anthozoa, Actiniaria, Actiniidae. Gene Ontology annotation, biological process: G protein-coupled receptor signaling pathway.